CUAGAAGCCAGAACGAGGUUCCACGGGAGGAAUGACGGAAGGCAUGCUUGAAAUCGGUGGAAGGGGGCGGGGUACUGUAACGGUCGGUGAAUAACUGGGCUGUAUUUGUGGAAUUGGAAUCACAAAAGGGCAAAAAGGAGGAAAGAGAUGAUGAGGUUGAAACAGAUUGCAGGACGGCUGAGAGAGUUUAAGAAAGGAGAAGAAGCAGUGAGAGGGAGAUCGUCCGGUAGUCAACGAGAUCCCUGUCCAUACAAACCAAACCAAACCAAACCAAACCAAACAACAGCAACCUUGAACCGUGAUGGACUCUGACGCCGCCCUCCCUUUUCUACUCUUUCUACUCCCUAAUCACCUCUCAUGUUGCACAACAAUUUCACCUAUCGAUUGCCCCUUUUCCAUCCUCCAUCCUUUUCACGGCCUUUGCCGUUCGGGCCUGACUCACAUCUUCACCCUUCCAACUGUCUACCAACAAUGGCAACAGCGUCUGGGGGUCUCUCCAAUUCGCGAAAGGCAGAGGAUCUGGUCACGGCGACAGGAUGUCAUCCUCUCGAAAUCCCCACGGAAGAUAAAGAUGGAGAAACGGGCACCCGCCAUGACCACACUGAUAUGACCCGCAUGGGCAAGGCGCAGGAAUUCAAGAGGAAUCUCCGACCGCUCGCUGCGCUCAGUUUUGCAUCGGUCCUCCAGGCCACCUGGGAAUUUAUCCUGAUAUCGAAUACACAAGGCCUUGAGAAUGGGGGAAUGGCUGGCUUGGUCUGGACCUAUGUCUGGACCUUUGUUGGCUUUGGCUUCAUCAUUGUUUCGCUGUCGGAAAUGGCAUCUAUGGCUCCUACAUCCGGAGGACAAUACCACUGGGUUUCAGAGUUUGCCUCCCCACGCUACCAAAAGUUCCUGAGUUAUUUGACCGGGUGGAUGUCCGUACUGGCAUGGCAGGCGGGUGCAGCAUCUGGAUCUUUCCUCACCGGCACUAUUAUCCAGGGCCUGAUCAGCGUACACAAUCCGAAAUACGAACCCACGAGAUGGCAAGGCACACUCUUUGUCUUUGCCAUGAUCUUAGUGAUCUACUUCUUCAAUGUCUAUGCAGCGAGCUGGAUGCCCCGGAUCCAGAACGUGCUGCUCGCUCUGCACACCCUCUGUUGGGUGAUUGUGGUUGUCGUUCUCUGGGCCAUGGCCCCUCGCCAAUCUGCUAGUGCGGUGUUCACGGAGAUCAAGACAUAUAGUGGUUGGCAUAAUGCGGGGCUGGCCCUCAUGAUUGGACAAAUCUCCGCCAUCUAUGGGUCGCUUAGCUCUGAUGCCACGGCCCACAUGUCCGAGGAGGUCCGUGAUGCCGGUCGCUAUGUGCCUCUCGCCAUCGUUGGUGGUUAUUUCAGCAAUGGAAUCCUGGCGCUCAUCACUGUCAUCACCCUGAUGUUUGCCAUGCCAUCUGUCGAGGACGCAUUGAAUGAUCCAACAGGCUUUCCAUUUAUUUACGUGUUCAAACAGGCUGUCUCCACGGCAGGGGUCAACGGGUUAACGGCCAUCAUACUUAUCCCAGUCAUCUUCAGCAACAUCCUUUUCAAUGCAUCGACGGCCCGCCAAACGUAUGCCUUCGCUCGAGACAAGGGAUUACCAUUUGCAAGUUGGAUAUCGCAUGUGAACCAGAGCUACAAGCUACCGGUCAAUGCCAUCGCACUGUCGUGUAUCAUUAGCGGCCUUCUUUCUCUCAUCAAUAUCGGCUCCGACACGGCAUUCAAUGCGAUUAUAUCUCUGAAUGUUGCCGCGCUCAUGUGGACCUAUGCAAUUUCAAUCAGCUGUGUCAUGUAUCGCAAGAUCUACCUUCCUGAUACACUGCCGCACCGACGUUGGAGCCUAGGCCGACACGGUCUCUGGGUGAACGCCACGGGCCUGGUGUAUGUUCUCUUUGCGCUAUUCUGGUCAUUCUGGCCCCCGGAGAUUCCGGUCACUUUGAAGAAUUUCAAUUGGAGUAUUGUUCUAUUCGUGGGAGUGUUUCUGAUCAGCAUUGCGAUGUACAUGUUUCAGGGAAGGUGGGUUUACAAAGGGCCUGUUGUGGAUGUCAAACGGUUGUGACUUGAUGCAUCGACAUUAUGCGCAUUUCUAAGCAGCGGCUACUCAAUUGUGCGGAGAUAGUGGCUCACGUGCUUAUGGCCCUCUCUAUCCCUGCCAGUUGACUUACCCCUCACUUUCACCAUCUACGCCAAUGAAUUGACGCACUGCCUCGAGCCAAAUCUCUGAUUUUCAAGGUGAGAUUGAGUAGUAAGACUGAUCUGUCCUCUCUCGCAAUAUGGGAUAUAAUCCUGUCAUCACUCAAGCCUGCCGGCUCCUCGCGGUAUCCGAAAUUUCACCCUCGUCACCCUCGGUAAAUGCGGGUGCGAAACCUGAGACCUUCUAUUUAGCCUUAAAUCCUUUGAUGAAGUCAUCAGGGUCAGACCGUGAGCCUUCGG
Messenger RNA from Aspergillus japonicus CBS 114.51, 2441 nucleotides. Its product is annotated as GABA permease. Gene Ontology annotation, molecular function: transmembrane transporter activity. Gene Ontology annotation, biological process: transmembrane transport. Gene Ontology annotation, cellular component: membrane. The record is from RefSeq and is a predicted model, not a curated record. The transcript is spliced from 5 exons. The coding region runs from base 472 to 2067 and encodes 531 amino acids. NCBI's taxonomy places the organism in Eukaryota, Fungi, Ascomycota, Eurotiomycetes, Eurotiales, Aspergillaceae.